Messenger RNA from Phytophthora nicotianae INRA-310, 2731 nucleotides. RefSeq lists its product as hypothetical. Lineage: Eukaryota; Oomycota; Peronosporomycetes; Peronosporales; Peronosporaceae. The transcript has 2 exons. The coding region runs from base 12 to 1256 and encodes 414 amino acids. The record is from RefSeq and is a predicted model, not a curated record.
GAAGGAUCACUAUGUGCAGGCAUGCAGCACUUCCACUUUCUAUCGGCGCAAUAAUGCGGCGUGGCCGUUCAGACACCGGCGGCGAGUUCUUUCGGCUGCCAUGUACGCUGCUGGUGGAGUUUCUUGAUCUACGCGAGGCUAUCAACUUGCUGAAUACGAGCCGCUGGUUGCGGUACGACCGUGUGCUGACGGCCACGGCGCUGGAGAAGACGCGGUACGCCCAGCAUUUCCACCAAAAAUGUGCCGCCGACUGGUGGCAUCUAACGCCAGCGUGGAAGGCAGACGAGCGCCUGGUGGAGAGCGACUGGGACGAGGAGGAGGACACGGAACCCGCUGACGUCUGGGAGGACUGCCACGUGCGCACGGCCGCGGGUAAGGAGCUCACAUACUGGAAGGACACUGUGCGAGAUACCCCACAGUGGCAGCAUGUGCCUUUGCUCUCCAUCAUCGACUUUAUGGUGACCAAACUGCUACCACAGAGCUACAUUUCCUUCAAAUACGCAGCCACAGUGUAUACUGCUAGACCUGUGAUUGUUCGACUGCAUCCACCCGAGAGUAGCGACAAGAGCACGAAGAAAGACGGACACGAUGCCGCUGAGCAGGACAUCGCACGUCGAAUCAGUGGGGCUUUGGGCACACAGAAUGGCAAGUUGACAUCUCUUUUUGGACUCCACUGGGAGAAUAUGCAUGUGGACCCAGGCACGGGCAAAGUGACCUGUGCGGUGUGUCAACUGUACGCAGAUGAGGUGGAGAAGUACCAGACCAAAGUGGCCGAGAUGGUGAGCGAAUGGAGAGAAGCAGUCAAGGCUGAACUCCCGGGAUGGAAAGAGAAGGGAAUGCAUCAGAUGGAGAUCGACCGACGCACGUACGAGAUGCGGGAGGACAUGAUCCCAUACAGUGGCUACUUCACAUCCAACGUCGCUCGUCGCCAUGGGGACAUCAUCAUUCGCCACAUUUGCUCCUACUGGACAACGCUGGACCAUCUCAAGAUCAAUACGCUGGGGUAUCGAGACGCCUCGCAACUGGUUACUGCGUUAACCUCCGACAUCAGGAAACAAUGCCAGCACUUUUCAAAGAUCAAACAGGCCAUGACCAAAGCAUUCCCUCGUGUAGCGAGGAUCCGCUACGAAGUCGACGAACCAGAACCUUCUCCAUCCACGAAUUUGUGGCAGGAUGAAGUCGUCACCGAACUGGUAGCUGGAGUUUCGCCCUCAGGAUUCCUAUGCGGCAUGUUGUUCAUCGAGAAAAGCGUUUGAGUGUACUACAGAACGGAGCUCCAUACAUGUAUGAAUACUGACUCGAGAGCGGGAAAUCUGUCUUCUUCGCGUAGACUUCAGUGGCGCUGUCGGCCUCUUCCAUCGCAUCCACCAGAGCCGCCUCAUCGUCCAUCUUUCUGGCUAUAAACAACGUCUUGCGGAACCAGAAGGCCAAGUAAACGAGCGCGAGCAUCGUGGGGAUUUCGAUAAGAGCACCCACGACACUCAUGAGUGCUGGGUCCGACUUGAGUCCGAACGACGCGAUGGCCACUGCGAGCGCCAACUCAAAGUUGUUGCUGGCAGCCGUGAAGGAUAGAGAGACUGUCUGUUCGUAUGUCGCUCCGAGCCACCAACUCAUCAGGAAGGACAUCACGAACAUGAAGAUGAAAUAGAUGAGCAAUGGCACGGCAGCGUAGAUGACCUUGUCCAGGUUAGACGAGAUACGUGUGCUCUGGGAAGCGAAGAGCACGAUGAUAGUGAAGAGCAGAGCCAAGAGCGUCAACACGCCGAUACGCGGUGUAAACUUAUCGAAGUACCAGGUGGCACCUUUGGUUUUGGUUAGUGUAUACCAUGUGAGCAGAGCGGCCACGAACGGAGCACCCAUGUAGAUAGCGACAUUCUUGGCUACUUCACCAAUAGCAACAUGGAUCUCAGUACUCGAGUCGAUGCCCAGAUGAAUCGGGAGAUCGUUAAUGAAGAGGCCGGCGUAAGGAGAGUAGAGUCCAAUAGUGAGAACGGAAUUCAUGGCCACAAUAGCAGCGCAAUACUCGGCGUCUCCGCCUGCGAGACUGUUCCAGACCACGACCAUGGCGAUGCAGCGAGCGCAACCAACGAGGCUGAGGCCAGUCAUGUAGCCAACGUCAUCGUGGAAGAAGGCGGAGGAGAGGAAGAACAUGACAAAGGGUCCGAGUACCCAGUUCUGCACUGUCGUGAGCAGCAGCAAGCGCCAGUCGGCGAAGAUGCGGUGCACGAGGUUCCAGCGCACCUUGGUGAGCGGCGGGUACAUCAUGACGAGGAGUCCAAUGGCCACUACGACAUUGGUGCCGUCCACGGUGGUGUCGUCGAUGAAGUUCUGGAUGGCGUCGAUUUGGCCCAGACCGAGACCAAUGCUGGUUGCCAGCAAGAUCCAGAGUGUGAGGAAGCGGUCCAGGAAGGAGAGUCUUCCUACGACACCCGUGUGAGGCGCAGCGAUGUUAGCUUGGGAUGCAGGCGUUGCAGGUUGGUCCAGCGGCUGCUGCAACGAAGGCGAGUACGACAUGGCUUGGAAGCGAGCUGUUGCUUGUGGGUUGUUUCUGGGAAGACGUGUGUUGUGCGCACUUAAUUGGCGAGUGAGCUAGACACUCUGUGGCCCUCAUGCUGCAAGUCCUGCAUGGUCAGCAUGUGGUGCCGUAUGACCAGCGAAACGACGCAGAGAAUUACUACCUGUGACAAUGCAUAUUAUAUAGCAUUUUAUAAAUGGUUUGAUUUGAUUUUCC